AUGGCUUCCGAGACUAGCAGCCAGCGGACGCAGCCCGUCAUCAUCAUUGGUGCCGGCCUGGCGGGCCUUGUGGCGGCGUUUGAGCUUUCCCAGCGCAACGUCCCCACCCUGGUCCUGGACCAGGAGAAUGCAAAUAACCUGGGCGGCCAGGCCUUUUGGUCCCUCGGGGGCAUCUUCAUGGUCGACUCCGCUGAGCAGCGCCGGUGCGGCAUUCGCGACUCGCGCGAGCUGGCCAUGCGAGACUGGCUCGGCUCGGCCGGCUUCGACCGCGACGACCAAGACUUCUGGCCCCGGCAGUGGGCCAAGGCCUUUGUCGACUUUGCCGCCGACGAAAUGGAGGACUACGUCAAGGCCCGCGGCAUGGGCUUCCUCCUCAACGUCGGCUGGGCCGAGCGGGGGGAUGGAACGGCAGACGGCCAUGGCAAUUCGGUGCCGAGGUUCCAUCUGACGUGGGGCACCGGCCCAGAGGUGGUCAGAGUCUUUGCCGAGCCCGUCCAGAAAGCUGCCGACCGGGGCAUCGUCGAGUUCAAGUUCCGCCACGUCGUCGACGAGCUGUUGGUGGACGAGUCGUCGGGGCGAGCCGUUGGCGUCAAGGGGCGCGUCCUCGCCGAGGACAACUCGCCCCGUGGCGUCAAGUCGUCCCGCACCGAGGCUGGCCGCUUCGAGAUCAGAGGCGCCGCCGUUGUCGUCUCGUCGGGAGGCAUCGGCGGCAACGUCGACGCCGUCAAGGCCGCCUGGCCCCUGGAGCGCCUGGGGCCCAAGGUCCCCGAGCACUUUGUCGUCGGCGUGCCCGCCCACGUCGACGGCCGCAUGUUUACCAUUGCAGAGACGGCCGGGGCUCGCGUCAUAAACCGCGAUCGCAUGUGGCACUACACCGAGGGCCUCGACAACUGGAACCCCAUCUGGCCCGGCCACGGUAUCCGCGUGCUGCCGGCCCCCUCGUCGCUCUGGCUCGAUGCCACAGGCCGACGGCUGCCGCCCUUUCUCUUCCCGGGAUCCGAUACACUUGCCACGCUUCAGUACAUCUGCAGCACGGGGCACGACUACACGUGGUUCAUCCUCGACCAGUCCAUCAUCGCCCGCGAGUUCGCCCUGUCCGGCUCGGAGCAGAACCCGGAUAUCACCGACAAGAGCAUCUGGAUGCUCCUCACGCGCGUCUUUGGCCGUAGAGGGACAGUGCCCGUGCAAAAAUUUCAAGAAAAUGGUAAGGACUUCGUCGUUCGCGAUAAUCUACAAGACUUAGUCGCCGGCAUGAACAAGUUGGCAGCCGAGAGAGGAGGGCCCGUCCUUGAAUACGAGACCGUCAAACGAAUCGUCGACGCUCGCGACGGCCAGAUGGACAACAAGUAUUCCAAGGAUGCACAGGCAAUGCUGAUUCACAACGGGCGGUCGUACUGGCCGGAUAAAAUCAGUCGUGUCGCCAAGCCACAUCGACUUCUGGACAAGGCACAUGCACCGCUCAUCGCCGUCCGCAUGAAUCUGCUGACGCGCAAGACGCUGGGUGGCAUCGAGACCAACCUCAGCAGCAACGUCAUCCGAGCUGACGGCAAACCGUUUCCUGGUCUCUACGCGGCUGGGGAGACGGCGGGCUUCGGCGGCGGAGGCGUCCACGGAUACCGGUCGCUUGAGGGCACAUUUCUGGGCGGAUGCAUCUUCUCGGGCCUCAAGGCGGGACGGGCCAUUGCUGAUGAGCUGAAUUACCGGAGCAUGGAGUAG
Hirsutella rhossiliensis is the source of this 1716-nucleotide messenger RNA. Its product is annotated as FAD binding domain-containing protein. The record is from RefSeq and is a predicted model, not a curated record. Gene Ontology annotation, molecular function: oxidoreductase activity, acting on the CH-CH group of donors. Lineage: Eukaryota; Fungi; Ascomycota; Sordariomycetes; Hypocreales; Ophiocordycipitaceae. The coding region runs from base 1 to 1716 and encodes 571 amino acids. The transcript has a single exon.